Molecule: messenger RNA, 1398 nt
Organism: Galdieria sulphuraria
Lineage: Eukaryota; Rhodophyta; Bangiophyceae; Galdieriales; Galdieriaceae
Exons: 3
Coding region: 18-1340 (440 amino acids)
Source: RefSeq, a predicted model, not a curated record
CUUUUUCUGUAGAGAAUAUGUCUUUCACUAUUUCGACGAGUUUCAAGAGUCGUGUAGAAUUUUGGUUGAAAAGGUCACCUCAAGAAGCAACUCCUGGAGAACUUGUCGAACUUGCCAACUUGUUGACCGAACUAUCGGAAGCGAUACGUCAUCACUCUGUUCUUUCUAUCAUAUCUGAGUUGCCACAACUUACCAAGUUUCUUUAUCGUAUGGUAACAGAUCCCAAUUUUCGUAUCAUUUUGGUCACCAAAAGAGUCUCUUUAUCCUUUUGUCGCUGUUUACGUAUUUUUCUACGUUCUUCUCUUGAAGAAGUUCCCGAAGAAGCUGUUUCGGAACCACGUCGACAAGAAAUAAGCUCGAAAUCUCGUGAUUGGGCGUUGAUGGUACUAAGACUAGCUCUUUCACCUCGUUGGUUGGACCAUUCAACUAGUCAAGGUGUUGUCCAACCAAAACUUGCAGUUGCUUCAUCUGCUCCCAACAGUUAUGUUGCAGGUAGUCAAUUGGUGCUUGUUCAGAAACAAAUGAGAAAAGACUUGAUAGAUUGCAUCGACUAUCAUGCUUUUCAUAUAACAAAAAAACAGUCAUUUGCUGAACGUUGCUCAGUGUUGUCUUGUCCAUACAAUGUGGAAACUCAUUGGAAGCGAUUGAAGGAUAUUGGUGUGUUCAUUCUUAGUAUUAUUCAGUCGAAUGGUGAAGGAGAAGAUCACUGGUGUUUUCCUAUCAUUUAUCAUUGGCUACUUAGUUGCAGUCAUCUCCAUUCUCCUCAUUCGUGCGGCGAGUUUGGUUCCAUUUUACAACUACAAACAAGAGGCUUCAGUUGGGAGCUUAACAAAGGAUAUACUAGUCGAACCAUCUCGUUAAGAAUUCCUCAGCCUUGGACAACAUUACCUAUUCCUAUUGCUUAUCGAUUAUUGUUAGAAAAUGACGACUUACGCAAAGAGUAUUGUGACUGGUUAGAGUCAUUGUUGUUGAAACAUUUGCUUCUAUGCAAUAUGGUUUUACUAGACAACGAUGUUCUAAGUAAUGAACACCGUUUUUUGCUUCUUGAAAUCAUAAAGGAGCCUAUUGUAGUAUGUUGGAUGCGAGGCAUAUGGUUUGAAAAGAUUGAACAGUGUUCGGAUAAAUGGAAACAAAGAAUUCUCAUUUCAUUUUGGAAUGAAAUUAUUCAACGUUGUCAUCCAUCUGUAACGUAUUCCAUGGAGGAUAUUUUUCAAACUUUUUAUUUACAACAAAAGGAUCGUGGCAUUUCUUCUUCACAUGUUGGAGAAAUGAAUAUAGGGAUGGAAUUCCCUUUUGUAAAGAUGAUUUCGUUCUCAACUAGAGAUGAAGAGAUUUCGUGAUGGUCUGUUUGAAAAUGACUUUUCAUUGGCUUUCUGAAGAAGAGUUUUGUUCUUAUGU